GGGUCUCUGGUGGCCCCCCAGUGAUGAGGGGGAAUGUUGAGUGUCCCAGAGACCCCCCGACAUCGUCCCAGCCCUGUCCUGAGGGCACGGCCCGGUUGUGGGGUCACGGCCUCGUGUCCCUCCCCAGGCCUGGGGUGUCACCCCCUCGAGGAGGGUCAUGGGGACAGAGACCCCCCACCCGGGUCCUUCUGACGGUUCCUGGUCGAGGAAAGGUGUCACAUCUGUCUGUCUGUCCAGCUCCGUGUGUCAGUCUGUCCAGACACCCACUUGCCCACCCGGUCACCGUUCUCUCUGUCCCGCUCCUGCGUGUCACCUGUCUGUCCAUCCACCUGUCCGUGUGUCUGGCCAUCCUUCCAUUCAUCCUUCCAUCCGUUUGUCCACCCAUCCGUCCAUCCAUCCAUCCAUCCAUCCCUCAGAGUGUGCUCACCUGCCGUGUUUGCACACUCGUGUGCUGUGUGUGCUCUGUGUGUGUGUGUGUCCAUGUUCACGUGUGUGUCCAUGUUCACGUGUGUGUCCAUGUUCAUGUGUGUGUCCAUGUUCAUGUGUGUGUCCAUGUUCACGUGUGUGUGUCCAUGUUCAUGUGUGUGUCCAUGUUCACGUGUGUGUGUCCAUGUUCACGUGUGUGUGUCCAUGUUCAUAUGUGUGUUCAUGUUCAUGUGUGUGUGUCCAUGUUCACGUGUGUGUCCAUGUUCACGUGUGUGUGUCCAUGUUCAUGUGUGUAUGUCCAUGUUCAUGUGUGUAUGUCCAUGUUCACACAUGUGUGUGUUCACAUGUGUGUGUGUGGAGCCAAGCAGAGUGUGACGGGGGUGGGAGGAGCUGGGGGAGGGGGCAGGGGUCCCCAUCAACCCCAUCACCCCCUUCAUCUCCUUCAUCCCCAUCAUCCCCAUCAUCCCCAUCAUCCUCAUCGUCCCCUUCAUCCCCGUUACCCCCACGAUCUUCUUCAUCCCCAUCAUCCCCUUCAUUCCCAUCACCCUCAUCCUUCCCAUCAACCCUUUCACCCCCACCGUCCCCAUGGCCUCCAUCACCCCCUUCAUCCCUCACCACCCCCUUCAUCCUCAUCCUCCCCAUCACCUCCUUCACUCCCAUCACCCCCUUCAUCCCUUCAUCCCAUCACUCCCAUCAUCCCCUUCAUCCCAUCUCCCUCAUCAUCCCCUUCAUCCCCCUCACCCCUGUCAUCCUCACCAACCCCUUGAUCCCCAUUCUCUCCAUCAUCCCUAUCACCCCCUUCACCCCCAUCACCCCUUUUAUCCCCAUCCUGCCCAUCGCCUCAAUUGUUCCCUUCAUCCCAUCACCCCCUUCAUCCCCUUCCCCCAUCAUCCCCUUUAUCCCCAUCACCCCCACCCUCCCAACCAUUCCCUUCAUCCCCAUCCCCACCCCCCCAGCCAUUCCCUUCAUCCCAUCCUUCCCAUCACUCCCAUCAUUCACCUCACCCCCUUCUUCCCCACCCCCCGGCCAUUUCCUUCAUCCCAAUCAUCCCCUUCAUCUUCAUCAUCCCCACCACCCCAGCCAUUCCCUUCAUCCCAUCAUGCCCCUCACCCCCAUCGCCCCAACCAUUCCCUUCAUCCCAUCCUUCCCAUCCUUCCCAUCACUCCUACCAUCCCCUUCACCCCCAUCCUCCCCACCACCCCAGCCAUCCCCUUCAUCCCAUCAUACCCUUCACCCCCAUCACCCCAGCCAUCCCCUUCAUCCCAUCACACCCCUCACCCCCAUCACCCCCAUCCUCCCCCGUACCCUCCCUCCCCCCCCCUCCCCGCCGAUGAAGACGCAGACCCCGAGCGUAUGUCAGGAAUCAGUGCCUGUCGCAGGCGCCUAAUCUGUUUUUCUAAGCCGCCCACGAGCAGCACGGUUGCCGAAUUAGGCCGACAGCUGCUACGGGUCCUUCUCCCCCUCCGCGCCCGCUCCGCGCCGCCUGCCGCAGAUGCCGGGGCCGGGAGCGGCGGGUACCGGCAGCCGGCGCGGCCCCGCUCCUCCCGCCGCCCCGCACCGGCACGCGGACCCCCGCACACGAGGCGCGGACCCUCCCCGGGACACACACCCCACCCACCCCCCGCCCGCACACCCACCCCUUCCCUUCCCUUCCCUUCCUUUCCUUUCCC
This is a messenger RNA of Pseudopipra pipra, 2096 nucleotides long. RefSeq lists its product as uncharacterized. Lineage: Eukaryota; Metazoa; Chordata; Aves; Passeriformes; Pipridae. The record is from RefSeq and is a predicted model, not a curated record. The transcript has a single exon. The coding region runs from base 158 to 1813 and encodes 551 amino acids.